CAAACCAAACCUUUGAAGAAAAAAAAGAAAAGAAAAGGAAAACAAAAGGAAGAGACAGGAGUCAAAUUUCCCUCUUCUGCCACUACUCCCCUUCUUCCGCGUUCGUCUUCCUCCCACUUGCCCCGCUCCUCGCUAAAUUCCACCGGAAGCCCGCCGGAUUCUGAUGCCCUCGCCUCCCUGCGCGUUGAGGAAGGUUAGCGCCACGCGAAAUCUGUGAAAAAGAUCGUCCUUUGCCGCCGUGGGAGUUGGUAAAGAUCUUGUAUUUCUUAGAGAAUCUCUUCGUCUUCCACUCUUCCUCGGGUUCACCUGUUCCGGCUUGCGAGCUGCAGUGAAUACGGUUUCUUCUUGUCUUUCUGUUGGUGAAAUCGAUUGUCUGUUUGGAAGCCGUUGAGAUCUUUCAGAAAUUUUGAUCGUGUUGAUCCUCCGAAUCGGUUGUGCGUCAGGGUUUAUUGAUUGCUAAAGGUAGAGUUUUUGCCGAAAUUUCUUUCGUAAUUCUCGAAACUAUUGGUCCAAGUAGCCAAGGAUUGAUUUAUACUGUUAACUGUUAAGCUCCGGCUCCUCCAGCCCAUUUGUUGCAGCGGCAGUCAUUUCCUGUCAGUUCCAGCCGAUUCAGAUCGCAGGCCCUGACAAUUUUCAGUUGCAAAGAAUUCUACUGUCUGCUAAUCCUCGAGCUGUUUCAACUCAAAAGAUUGGCAAGGGUUAGGAUUCACCAUCGUGGAAUGAUUGAAAAUGGCGCAUAAAAGCAGGCUGCAGAGUACCGCAGAGUCUGCUAUACGGUCCAUUGGUCUUGGCUUUGACGUCGCUAAUGAUAUCCGUCUCAAAUACUGCAAGCAGCGCAAUUCCCCUGACCCGUUGCUGAUCGAACUUGACCAUGGUGAAGUUCAGGAUAUCGUGCUUCCCGGUGGCCUGACAGUUGCCAGUGUGCCUAAGUCGAUCAAAUGUGACAAAGGGGAGCGGAUGAGGUUCCGAUCCGAUGUCCUAUCAUUUCAGCAGAUGUCGGAGCAAUUCAAUCAGGAGCUAUCUUUGUCUGGGAAAAUUCCAUCUGGCUUGUUCAAUAAUAUGUUUGAGUUUACUGGCUGCUGGCAGAAAGAUGCUGCUAAUACCAAGUCACUUGCUUUUGAUGGUUGGUGUAUCACACUAUACACUGUUGCGCUCUCAAAGGCACAAAUUGUACUCCAGGAUCAUGUUAAGCAGGCUGUUCCAUCAACCUGGGAACCUGCUGCCUUGGCAAGGUUCAUUAAAAAAUUUGGGACUCAUAUAGUUGUUGGUCUAAAAAUGGGCGGAAAAGAUGUAAUUUAUUUGAAACAACAGCAUUCAUCAAGCUUGCAAGCUGUUGAUGUUCAAAAACGAUUGAAGGAGAUGUCUGACAGGAGAUUUCUUAAAGCAUGUGGGCAAUAUGACUUGAAUUUCAAGGAUACAUAUGGGAAGAAUAAGAGUGACACAAGAGAGCAGCAGCUGAGAUUUUUAGAGUCCAGUUCAUUAAAUUCUUACUCUUCAACUGAGGAUUUGGUGAUGAUGCCAAAGCGAAGAGGUGGGAGGGAUAAAGAUUUUAUUUCUCAUAGCGAGUGGCUUAAUACUGUUCAAGCAGAGCCUGACGUUAUCUCAAUGUCCUUUAUACCAAUCACUUCACUGUUGAACGGAGUUCCUGGCAGUGGAUUUUUGAACCAUGCAAUUAAUCUGUACCUUCGAUAUAAACCCCCAAUCGAGGAAUUACACCAAUUUUUGGAGUUCCAGCUUCCAAGGCAGUGGGCACCUAUUCACAGUGACCUCCCUCUGGGUCCUCAGAGGAAAAGACAAAGCAGUGCAUCUUUACCAGUAAAUUUAAUCGGUCCAAAGCUUUAUGUUUGUACCAACAUGGUUGAUGUGGGUAAAAGACCAGUCACAGGACUCCGGUUGUUUCUUGAAGGAAGGAAGAGCAACAAAUUAGCUAUACAUCUCCAGCAUCUUUGCUCUCUUCCUCAGAUUAUUCAGCUUCAAGACGACCCUUACAAUCACCAAACUCCAGAAGCAUACGACCGCAAAUACUACGAACCAUUUGGACCGUGGAAGCAUUUCUCCCAUGUCUGCACAGCACCAAUUGAGUCAGAUGACGAUUUAUCCAUUGUCACGGGGGCACAAUUAGAUGUGGUCAACCAUGGCUUCAAGAAAGUACUGUUCUUUCGCCUGCAUUUCUCUAAAGCCUGCAAUGCAAUUCUUGUCAAGAAUCCAGAGUGGGAGAAUUCUCCAAACUUGGCUCAGAAAUCAGGCCUCAUCUCAACACUCAUCAGCACACAUUUCUCCACAGUGGCUCAGAAGCCCCCACCGCGCCCCGCUGAUGUGAACAUCAACUCGGCAGUGUACCCUGGUGGCCCUCCUGUUCCGGUGCAGACGCCAAAGCUGCUCAGGUUUGUUGAUACAACAGAAAUGAUGCGUGGGCCGCAGGAUUCACCAGGCUAUUGGGUGGUUUCAGGCGCAAAGCUGAACCUUGAGCGGGGUAAAAUAUCGCUGCGAGUGAAAUACUCACUGUUGACGGCUAUGCUGCCUGAUGAUGAGUUUUCACUCGAUGACGAAUGUUAGAACCGGGAACAAAAGAAACCUGUGUAGCUAACAUGGAGGAUACAGAUAGGAUCUAGGAUUUUCGUAGCAUUUGUGCAUCUGUUGGAAGUUUCUGUUGUAUACGCUGUGGUUUUAAACAUCAAAGCAUAAACAUUUUCAUAGUGUGGACUGUUGUAUAGCUAACAUUGAGGAUACAGAUGGAGUGGAGCUUGAAAAUUUGUUGCAUCAUUUCUUCUUAGUGUGGCAUUUUGUGGUCAGUAUUAUAGAUGAUAGAUCCUAUUAUUUGUAUAUGAGUUGGAACAAGAAAUAUAUUGUUUGUUCUUGUA
This is a messenger RNA of Phragmites australis (common reed), 2861 nucleotides long. Its product is annotated as MACPF domain-containing protein At4g24290-like. Gene Ontology annotation, biological process: plant-type hypersensitive response; regulation of salicylic acid mediated signaling pathway. Lineage: Eukaryota; Viridiplantae; Streptophyta; Magnoliopsida; Poales; Poaceae. The record is from RefSeq and is a predicted model, not a curated record. Bases 730 to 2556 code for a protein of 608 amino acids. The transcript is spliced from 7 exons. Gene Ontology annotation, cellular component: plasma membrane.